Molecule: messenger RNA, 2440 nt
Organism: Rhopalosiphum maidis (corn leaf aphid)
Lineage: Eukaryota; Metazoa; Arthropoda; Insecta; Hemiptera; Aphididae
Gene: Poxm
Product: paired box pox-meso protein
Exons: 2
Coding region: 259-2172 (637 amino acids)
Biological process (GO): anatomical structure development; regulation of transcription by RNA polymerase II
Molecular function (GO): RNA polymerase II cis-regulatory region sequence-specific DNA binding; DNA-binding transcription factor activity, RNA polymerase II-specific
Source: RefSeq, a predicted model, not a curated record
UCCGAGAAAAAUAUCUGUAGUAAGUUAUCGCCCGGCGUUACCGGCGUACUCGCGACAGUCUCGCCGCGGUCGCGGUCGACGCGCGUCGCGUAUAAAAGCGACGAAGAGUGCGUGCUGUGCCGUUGCCGUUGCCGCAGUCGGUGGAGCUGCAGCCGCUCCGGCUUAUCGCCCGCAGUCGCGGAGCCGCCGCUGCCGACGACGAAGACGAUGCCGUUGGCCGACGACCGAUAACGGAGCUGAUCACACCGCGGGCGGCGCAUGGACUUGCAGCACCGACAACCGCGACACCGUCCGUCACCGUCGUCUGACCGUCCUGCAGAAUUACAUAAUCGGCUUUCUCAGAUGUUAUUGGAACCACAGCAGCAGCACGGCGGUGGUGAAGAGAGAGGCGACGAACGGCAUCGUCGCCAUGGACGGCACCAUCACGACGAGCACAUGAGUGACGGCGGUGGCAACGAACAACAGCAGCAAAUGCUGUUACUACACCAACACCACCUGAACCAACAACACUUGCAGCACCAACAGCAUCUCCCGCACCAGCAAGGCCAUCAGCCGCAGUUACUUCAACAGUUGCCGCAACAUCAGCAACAGCAGCAGCAGCAGCAGCAGCAGCACCAAGACAAUGAACUGCAACAGCACCAACAGAUGCAGCAGCAACGCCAACACGAACAGUUGGACGGUCACCAUCACCAACACCAUCAACUGCAUCACGAGCAACAGCUGCACGAUCUCCACCACCAAAACCUACAGCACCAGCAAAACCUACAACAGCACCAUCAGAGCCUCCAACAGCAGCAGCAGCAGCAGCAGCAACAGCAGCAGUACGGCGAGGUGAACCAGUUGGGCGGGGUGUUCGUCAACGGCCGGCCGUUGCCCAACGCGGUCCGCGUGCGCAUCGUCGAACUGGCCCGCGUCGGCAUCCGGCCGUGCGACAUCAGCCGGCAGCUGCGCGUCUCGCACGGGUGCGUGUCCAAAAUCCUCGCCCGGUACCACGAGACCGGAAGCGUGCUACCCGGGGCCAUCGGCGGCAGCAAGCCACGGGUGACCACGCCCCGGGUGGUGGCGUACAUCGGCCGGUUGAAGCGCAAAGAUCCGGGCGUGUUCGCGUGGGAGAUCCGCGACCGGCUGCUCGCCGACGGCGUAUGCGACAAGUUCAACGUGCCCAGCGUGUCCAGCAUCAGCCGGAUAUUGCGCAACAAGAUCGGAUCGUCGGGACCGACGCAGCAGAACGCGGCGUCGCAGCAGCCGACGACCGUCAUGACCGGUGCGGGCGGCCUGUCGCCGACCACCGCCGCGGCGGCGCACCACAUGUACGGGCCGUACCACCACCACCACCACCAUCACCACCCGCCUGCGACGCCGCCGCCGUCGUCCGUGGCCGCGGGCUAUCAGCUCCACCACCAACACGGCCAAUACCACCACCAACACCACCAGCUCUACCACAACCAUCACUACCAACAGCACCAACACCUGUGUUCGCCACCACCGCCGCCCUCGUCGGGUCUGUCGCCCGCCGUGCCGCCGGCUACGGGCGGCUCGGCGUGCUGUUCUCCGACCGUGCCGGCCGCGGCGUCCAGGUCUCUGACGUCGCCGUCGUUGGUGACACAGCUACAGCCGCCGCCGCCGCCGCCGCCCCCGCAACACUGUUGGCCGAGUCCGCACGCCGUCACAGACAUACUCGCGGCCGCGGCCGCCGCUCAGCAACAGCAUCAACACCACCAACACUUACACCCGUCGCACCCGCACCACCUGCACGCGUCGCAACACCACCCGAACGGCCAUUACGGCGUCGGUGGCGGAAGCGGCGGUGGCGGGGGCAGCGAAUCUGCGGCCGCCACGACGGCUGCCGCCGCAGCAGCCGCCGCCGCAGCAGCCGCGGCCGCCGCGGCCAAUUACGACACGACGGCCGGCGGUAGCGCCGCUGCAGCCGCGGCCGCCGCGGCGUAUAACACGUACUGCAGCAGUUACUACCAUCACGCGAUGGUGUACGCGGCCACGGCGGCGGGCAGUAUUGCGGCGGCCGGCCGCCAUCCGUCGCACCACCUGAGCGCGACGCCGCCGUGCACUGCAGCGGCCGUGUGGCCACACUCGAUAGGACCGCCGCUGCCACCGCCCGCACAGUCGCCGACGCCGUCACCGCCGACUUCGGCGGCGGCGUCGACCACCGCGUGACCAUUACCGCGGUGGUGAAUUCUCAGAAUGCAGCACCGACGAACAGAAGACAAAAAUUAUAAAAAUUAUAAUUUAAUAUUAUCGUUUUAUGGUUUUUUAUAUAAAAAAACACUUAGGGUAUUUCGAUGGUCACUCCACUCGACUGCAUUGGACGUCACGUGUCACUGUAUAACGUUUUAUAAUAUACAAAUUAAAGACUAAAAAUACGAAUUAUGUACAAUUAUUUUAUUAAAUAUUAGUGUAAUAUAUAGGUACGUUUGUGUAAUAA